Bursaphelenchus okinawaensis is the source of this 2705-nucleotide messenger RNA. Lineage: Eukaryota; Metazoa; Nematoda; Chromadorea; Rhabditida; Aphelenchoididae. The record is from the annotation of a GenBank genome assembly.
AUGACUGUUGUAAGUUUUGGUCAUUUUUUUUAAUUUUAGGAUUCUACAGUGCUUAAAAAAAUAAAAAAAAGUAGUUUUAUUCGUUUUGGGUAAGACUCUGCUAUAUUAUGUUGUUCAUAUAUAAAUGAGCCUUUUCUGUAAUUUUCAAAAAAAUUUGUUUUUUUGAUCCAUGUUUGGACAACCUGAUAUAUUUCUAUAUUCUUCUUAAAAUUACGUUAAAUAUUUAAAAUAACAUAAUAUGUAAACUUUUAUACUAUUUGUAAAACCAUAAGACUAUACAUAAACAUAUAAACUAGUAUUUUAGCCUCAAAUAAUCAGACAUUGGGGAUACCCAGUAGAGACACACAGAGUUACUACGAAAGAUGGCUAUAUACUGGAGCUACACAGGAUACCACAUGGAAAAAAUGGUAAAAAAGUUCUAAAUUUUAAAUUAUUUUUCAGUUUUUUUCACUCUGAAUUUUGAUUUAUUUGUUUUGACACUUCAUUUAUUGAUUUUGACAUUUCGUUUUCUAAUUUUAGCAGUUUCUUUUUCACUUUUUCAUAUUUCUUAUCAAUAAAGUAUUUUUUUCGUAAACCAACUCAACAGACUAGUACGUUAAAAUACCUUCUACUUUUCAGAACAAAUUCACGACCCAAACAAGCCAGUCGUCUUUCUACAGCACGGCCUUCUCUGCACUUCAUCAGUAUGGCUAAUGAAUCUUCCUCACCAAUCGGCUGGAAUGAUGUUCGCUGAUGCUGGCUUUGAUGUUUGGCUGGGUAAUAUGAGAGGUAAUUCGUAUUCAAGAGGACAUCAGAAGAAAAACAUCCCUACUGAUGAGUAUUGGCACUUUAGUUGGGCCGAAAUGGCAAAAUACGAUUUGGAAGCGAUGGUUGAUUACGCUUUAAAUGAGACGAAACAACCGAGCUUGUACUACAUGGGGCAUUCACAAGGAACGUUGACAAUGUUCAGCAAGCUUAGCUUCAAUGAUGGGUUUGGGAGGAAGGUAAGAGUUGUUAUAGGUAGCUAUUACCUUUAGUAUGAAGGUAGUAGCUAUUAUAAUGUUUGAAGUAGCAGUGGUUGCAAGUUAAAUUCCUUGGGUUUAACGAUAUAUUUUCAGAUUAAAAAGUUCUUUGCGAUAGCACCAGUUGGUACAAUUCGCUAUGUCAAAGGCUUGUUUAGGUAUCUUGGUGAACGAUCUUAUGAACAAUUAGCUGUGAGUUUGUUUUCUUUACUAUAAUAAAUGUUGUUCAAAUAGCUCUGUGCCCCUUUUAAAGCAACUUUUAAAAUUUUUUUAGAGGGCACAGAAUUAUUUGAACGAUAACUACUGUGAAACCCCUGUAUAACAAACUCCUCUAUAUCAAAAACUUUGCACAUAGCCAAAAACAUUAAACUUUUUCGAGUAAUUCGUUAUACAGGACUUCUACCGUAUAUUUAUACGUUUUUAUAUUUUUACUUUUUAGCUGUUCACGGCUUUGUUUGGAGAUCAGGAGUUCCUGCCCAACACGUUCCUCUCUCGCUGGCUGACUGAAUUUGUUUGUGGAUUAGCCACUUCAAACCCGCUCUGCGAGAACUUUUUGUUUUUGGUCAGCGGUCCAGAUAGUCAACAGUUGAACAAGGUAAAGAUCAUUUCUAAUAAAGUAACCUCUGUAGUACAUAAAAAGCUAUAUAAAAAUUUUAAGGUACAAUAUAUAGUACCUAAAUUACUGCUUAUAGUAACUAAAUCAUGACUAAAGUACUCUCUGUAGUGAGAACAUAAUAUAAACGUAUAUUAUAUUUUCUAAAGUUUCUGUUUAAGACUAGAAUAGGUAUAUACCUAGCUCAUAAUCCGGCUGGGACAUCAAUACGAAAUAUUUUACAUUACUGCCAAAUGGUACGGCAUAAAAGUUUACUAGCUUAUGACUAUGGUAUGGAUGAAAAUAUGAAACAUUAUGGCAUGGUAAGACUGGUUUUUUACUUAAGUUAUUAUAUAAUUUACUACUUUCUUUAACUUUACUUCAUACGAGUCUUACUGUAGUUUUUUUAACUUAACGGUACCUUACUUCAGUGUAACACUAUAUCUUACUGUUUCACAUUUACAGGUAGUACCAAUCGAGUACGACUUGCGUAAAAUCCGCGGAGUACCGAUUUACUUAUACUACAGUGCUAGUGACUGGUUGGCUACGGAAAAAGAUGUAGAAGAAUACCUUCUACGUCGUUUACCAAAAGAAACUGUGGCACAAGUCAAUAAGUUACCAGACUUUAAUCACAAUGACUUUUUGUGGGGACUAAGAGCACCAGAUGAGAUAUACAAGCCCAUUAUUCAUAACAUACAGAAGGAUCAUAAUGGUGGAUAUAGGGAUGGUAAGGUUUUUUAAAAAUCAAAAUUUGGCAGGUGAUUUUGUCUCUUUACCAGUGAUCUACUACAAUAUAAAGAUGGCUUAACAAGAAUGAACAAUAUUCAAUAAUGUCACUUUUAAAAAAUUUUCCUUGAUAAUCAAAAGCUUAUAAUAACAUCACUUUAGUCCCAAAACCAACCACAACUCAAUCAGUGAUAAAGCCAGCUUCUCAAGUGACUGAAGACCUGGAUCUACUACAAUAUAAAGACGGCUCAACUAAGCCCGAAAUUACUGAUAAAGCCUCUCCAGUGACAGAAAAGUUUGUUUUGGCUGAUGAUAACGACUUGCUAACCAGUAGUGGAUUCAACAGUUCCGAAGACUCUGAUCUGUUAAAAAACCGUGAUCUCUAG